CUGAAGAGCAGCCGGGUUUCCUUACAGACGAACACACACACCACGCUCUAUAUCCCCCCAACACACACACAUGCCAGCGCACUCACGCUCAUGCAACCCAAUAACCGGAGCAUCAUCAUCUCAAGCUGCCCGCCGCUGCCGGUGGCAGCCCUCACCGCUUCCCCCUAAACACACGGUGCUCCCGCCGCUUCCCUUCUGCACAAAGGAGACGAGAAGGUGGUUCUAAUUUUUGAGACUGAUAUUUAGUCAGUUGAGCCGCAUAAAUAGGUGCAGUGACUGUUUUCCUGCUGCUGUUGGAAGGAGGAAGAGGAGGAGGAAGCUGCGCGUCUGGAGAGGCUGGAGGAGGAACGCCAUCCUGCGCAGCGCAGAGGGAUCCAUCCGCGACAAGUGAUCGGAGCGUCUCUAUGAACCAGAAGCACGGUGCAAGUUUAGGUCCUGGGUGCCAGGCCCAGUGAUUGAACUCCAGACCGGAGACAAAAGAAGAGGCAGAAACUGGGGCGAUGGGGGUCAGCCUGGGCCAGGAUGUGUGCUGGCUCCUGCCGUUCCUGUUCUUGCUGCUCAUGAUCACAGUGUCAUCCAUCCAAAGCCAAGGAUGCCCCCAGCGUUGUGAGUGCAUUGCCAAGCUUAAGACGGUGUCCUGUAAUGGUAAACGUCUGUCCGCGCUGCCAGAUGGAAUCCCACCUGACUCCAAGAUAUUGGAUCUAGGUGGGAAUAAACUCCGCUGGAUAGAGCGUGGCGAUCUGCUUCCGUAUCCACGUCUGGAAAAGCUGGACCUGAGUGAUAACAUGAUCAGUGUCCUGGAGCCCAGCGCUUUUGCUAGUCUUCAGAACUUGCAGUCACUUUCACUGAGGGGCAACCAGCUGAAGCUGGUCCCCAUGGGGGCUUUCUCACGUCUCUCCAACUUAACUUCACUGGACCUUAGUGCUAAUAAGAUUGUGAUUCUUUUGGAUUUUACUUUCCAAGAUCUGAAGAGUCUGAGGAAUUUGGAGGUUGGAGAUAAUGAUCUGGUUUACAUAUCAAACAAGGCCUUUCUAGGUCUAGUGGGACUGAAGGAGCUGACGAUUGAGAGGUGCAACCUCACUUCAGUGUCCAGCCAGUCUUUGUCUUACCUGCACAACCUCGUAACUCUGCGGCUCCGCUACCUCAGUAUAUUCGCCUUAGAGGACCAGAACUUCCGAAAGCUGGGAAACCUGAGGGGUCUGGAAAUUGAUCACUGGCCCUUUCUGGAGUACAUCUCCCCCCACAGCUUGCAGGGUCUGAACUUGUCCUGGUUGUCCAUCACACACACCAACAUCACCUCUGUCCCCACCUCUGCCCUCCGCAGUCUGACUCACCUCACCUCCCUGAACCUCUCCUACAACCCCAUCUCUGUGCUGGAGUCCUGGGCUCUGCGGGAUCUCAUCAGGCUCAAGGAGCUGCAUCUCGUCAACACUAACCUGGCUGUAGUGCAGGCGUUUGCACUUGGCGGUCUCAGGCAAAUCCGUCUUCUUAAUCUUUCCACUAACAGCCUGGUGACCCUGGAGGAUGGAGCCUUUCAGUCUGUCAACACUCUGGAGACUCUACGUUUGGAUGAAAACCCUCUGGCCUGCGACUGCCGCUUACUCUGGAUCCUUCAGCGCAAGAAGACACUUAACUUUGACAACGCCCCUCCUGUGUGUUUGACUCCUGUUGAAGUUCAAGGACGGGCCCUCAAUGCUUUUACCGACUCGGCUCUUUUCGAUCACUUUACCUGUCAGAAGCCCAAAAUCCACAACAGGAAGCUGCAGCAGAUUUCUGCCCGAGAAGGCCAGGUGGUGUCCUUCAUCUGCAAAGCAGAAGGCGAACCAACCCCUGUGAUUUUCUGGAUUUCUCCACAGCGCCGUCGCAUCACCACAAAGAGUAGCGGCCGACUUACCGUGCUGGCAGAGGGCACACUGGAAAUCCGUUACGCCCAGGUGACAGACAGUGGAACGUACAUCUGCAUAGCCAGCAACGCCGGUGGAAACGACACAUAUUUUGCUACACUGACAGUAAGUGGGCUUCCUCUCGAUGCAGCCCUCAUGGCCAAUCGCACCUAUUAUGUCGGGGACCUUAAUGACACAAAUCUCAAUGACACCAGAGUUUUCUUGAAGUUCACGCUUGACCUGAAAACCAUCCUCAUAUCCACGGCGAUGGGCUGCAUCAUGUUUCUGGGUGUGGUCCUGUUCUGUUUCAUCCUGCUGUUUGUGUGGAGUCGAGGGAGAGGACAGCACAAGAACAACUUCUCUGUGGAGUAUUCGUUCAGAAAGGUGGACGGACCCACGACUAGUGGAGGCCAGGGAGGAGCACGCAAGUUUAACAUGAAAAUGAUCUGAUCGCUCACAACUCCAGGUGGAUUUGAUCGCCUAGUACUGUUUUCAACCGGCCACAAACUAAGACACGACGUUUCCUGUGCUUAGAUAACAUAAAAUUUGAUAUUUUAUAAUAAUUUCUUUCAAUCAAAACAAGAUUUUGUUAUUGAAAUUCUACUGUGUGCAUGCAAACUGGUGUUGCUUUGAAAUAUUUCUACUGGUAUUUGUUGUGUACACAUCAUGGUGCAAUAAAACUGAAUUAAGUAUCAACAUUUUGAAUAGACUGUUAAAGGACCAAUCAACUCAACGUCAUGUCCUCUCUUCAGUUCUCCUCGCCUAGAAAAUACUUCAUGUCUCCAAACUGAUGAAAACAAAACUCCAACUCACUGAUUGCCAAGGACUUGCCAAUUUCCAGUAUCUUUGGGUAAUUUGAUUCAUUUAAUGCAUAUUCAACCUCAUGUACAGUCUUAAAAGCUCUGCUCAAAAAGAUAUAUAACUGAUGGAGUCGAGGUGAAUAAAGCACCGAGGUACCGCUCUCUGCAUCACUGCCAAUUUGACCACGGAGCACCACCUGAUCUACCACAGAGAAGUUACGCAAGCAUGUGAUUCAAUCAAAUAAGCUACAAUGGGAACCAAGUGCAUAACUGUGCGGUGACAGAAUCCCACGGACACAUUUUGUACAAACAUUUUUCAUUGUUCGGUAUGAAUUGUACAGCUGUCUUACCCUCUUGAGCUGAAAAGAAAAGAAAAAACUGUAAAUUUGAAUGCAUGUACAGUCUUUACUUCUUACUCUGAAUAAUUUGUACACAUUUAUAGACUGAACAGCUGUUGAGGUGCAUUUAUCACCAAAGUUGUACAGACAGGAUGUAAACUGUAUAAGAUGUAAUAUUAUAUUUUGUAAUCGUUGACUUUGAAAUCCUUGUUGUUGUUUAUAGUACAUUUAGGUGGAAUUCUACUGUAGUUAAUGUGUAUUCAGUUACAAAUCAGAUUUUAAGAGUGUAACUAUGCCAUAGAUUAAAACGUGGCUGCUCACUCUGGUAGGGAAAUCAUGAAGGACAUUACCGUACAGAAGGUUUCACUUCUGCUGCCUAUUUUUGGCUUUGUGAGCAUCAGAGGGGAGGUUUGCUCAGCAGCAGGUGAAGGACUUCUGUGUGUUCUCAGCAAGCACGUGCAGGAAAAUGUUACUGUACUGAAGACCUUGCACAAAGGUCACUGAAACUAAACCAGGCAGGAAAAGAAGUUCAGACGCACCUGGAAGGUUGAAACAGAGAUGACAAAUGGCUGCGUGCUAACUCUGAGUCCCUUCAGGCAGCUGUUGGAGGAAAAUUGCAAUGAGUCCAAGCAGAACUGGACUUUAAUGGGAAAUAAACAUUUAACUUAGGAUUUGAGUCUGCUGUUUGUAAGCACUGUCUCCUGUGUGACUCUCCAACAGUGUUGCUCUGCUGCCCCCUGUUGGACUAAAACGCCCAAAGCUGUGUCUGAACUCCACCUCAUUUAGACAAGAAAUUUACUCCAUUUCCUCAAGAGAAAUGUUUGGAUUUCAAAGAGAAGCUGACCUAAAUCCAGUAAAACACGAAAAUGAAAAAUUUAUGUUGCUCACCCUGAAAUACCCCAUCGCUUUUCUUCUUCUUUUUUUUUUUUAACUUCACGAGCUGAAGCUGGAUUUAAAAAAGAAUCUCCUCGUCUUGUAUUAUUUCAUAUGUUAUUAAACUGUACAACAAAUUCAUGGACAGAAUCAGUGAUGGUUGAUGAGUUUUGCUGCUGGACUGAUUUAAGCAUCAGAUAAUCGUUCUCUUUGUUUUUGUUGUACUGUUCAGCUUCAAGCUGUUUUGUUUCUUUUCCUAAACUCAUCCUGUAACCAUGGAAACCACUGUGUCUGGAAACUGUAAUACUGUUUUGUAUUGUAUUGUUUAAAAAAAUGAAGAACACAG
Molecule: messenger RNA, 4240 nt
Organism: Nothobranchius furzeri (turquoise killifish)
Lineage: Eukaryota; Metazoa; Chordata; Actinopteri; Cyprinodontiformes; Nothobranchiidae
Source: RefSeq, a predicted model, not a curated record